AUGAUGGAGAGUGCCGAGCCCAGCCACCGCCUCUGCACUCAUGCGUGCCACGUCCAGCCGGCUGCACGUCUACUCCACAACGUGCUCGACUUAUUGCUGUGCCCUCGCAUAACACCAAACCAAAUCACAUCCAACUCUUAGACGACUCCCUGCUAAUUCCUGCGGCUGGCUUUUCAGUGUGUUACAUGUGCUCCCGUCUGUACCUCUUACACAGCCCCGUCAAUUGUGAAUGUGUCCGGAAGAGUGCCGCCGUCUUUGAGUGUGUGUGUUGUUUAAACGUUAACGCCUAAGCCGAAUUCAACUUGUGUUGACAACCACAUCAACGUGCAAUCAGGGAAAAAUCAAUUCAACUGUGUCUGAUGACAAGUGAUUGCAUCAUUCGAGUUCAAAUCGAGGCCUAAUAUAUCUUCAGUGCCAGUGAAUUGUUGUUAUAUACACCCCGCCAAUCGGUUGUUGUAAACAUUUCUUUGCGGUGAAAUGAUUGUCCAGUCGGACAAGAUGAUGAGAGAACAGUCCGUCAACAACAACAACAACAACAACAACAGUCGAGUGGCAGUGUCACCUCCGGCCGCCGUGGCGGCACCCGACCACCAACAGAGUCCGUCGUGUUUGACGACGUCCAACGGCGGACUGCUUUACCGGCCGUCAGCGGCCGCUGCGGCCGCCGCCGCCGCUCUGUCCAUGGCCGGCGCCUUCCCUUUCGGUCCGUUCGGCACGCUCAACGGCCUGGGCGGAUUGGGCGGAUUGCGGAUGCUGGCCAAUCAGUCUUCCAUGUCCUUCCAGGCCGGCAUGCUGGGCAUUGGCAGACCCAAUUUGAGCUCGUUACUGCCAUUCGGAAUUCACCAUCCGUCGGGAACCGGCACAGUCAACUCUAGGCCGUCGGCCUACUUCCCCUACGCCAAUCCGCCGCAAUUCCAACAGCAGCAGCAGCAACAACAGCAACAACAACACCACCAGCAACAGCCACCAACUCUGCUCCAAAAGCAGCAGCAACACCACCAACAGCAACUUCCGUCUCCAGCGUGCGGAAGUGCCAGCGGCGGAGGUGGUAGUGGCGGUGGUGUCACAGCAGAACGGAAUGGCGAAAGAGGAAGUAGCGGAUUGCUUCCGCACACGCCGCCGACGUCGCCGAGUCUCGACGAAAACACCGACCUCAACAAAACAGAUCCCGAUCUGGACGAUCCAACGGGUAAACGCCGUCGCUCGCGAACCAAUUUCAGCACUUGGCAGCUGGAAGAAUUGGAGAGAGCGUUUCAGGCCAGUCACUACCCGGACGUUUUCAUGCGGGAAGCCCUAGCCAUGAGACUGGACCUCAAGGAAUCUCGAGUCGCCGUGUGGUUCCAAAACCGUCGAGCCAAGUGGCGCAAGAAGGAGCACACAAAGAAAGGUCCAGGGCGGCCGGCCCACAACGCCCACCCGCAAACGUGUUCCGGUGAGCCGAUUCCGGCCGAGGAGCUGGAGCGCAAAGAGCGCGACCGCAAGGAGAAGAAGUUGCUCAAGUCUCUGGAAAAGCAACAGAAGAAGCUGGCCCUCAAAGGCAUCCAUGUAGACAUGGCCAGUCUGCGGGCCGAGUGGGAGACGCAGCACCGCAACAAAUUGUCCGGGCAAUCGGGUGGUGGCGGAAGCAAACACGGCAAAUUCCUCCUGGGAAGCGGAGGCGGAGGCUCCGGAAGCGCCACUCAUGACGCUUCCAGCUGCAAUCUGAUGGCCGGAAUGGACGCCAGCAACUCUUCCGGCGACGACUCGUCCAUGAGCUGCGACAGCGCCAACAACAUUGACGUGGACGUCGUCGGUGACGCCAACGACGACCUCAACAACCCGCAGCAUUUCAACCAGUCGCUGUUGAAGCUCAACAUCUUCCAGCAGCAGCAGACGAGCCACAAUUCUAAUAAGCUUCAUCAUCAUCCGCCAUCCAUGUCGUCGUCGUCGUCGGCCGACGACCGGGUCAUCCGCCAUUUCCCGGUCGAGUUGCUGAUGAGCAGCCCAGCAGCACCUGCUGUUCCAGGUGCCACCACCGUCUCCUCCUCGCCGCAAGCAUCCGCCAAACCGACUAGCAAUCAUUCCUUUAGUAUCGAGAGUCUCUUGUCCUCUAAUUGUCGCUAAUUGUGUGUGUGUGUGUGCAGUGCAAAUGAUGGGCAUCAUUUUUAAAUACGAUUGAAAUUAUUAUUAAUGAUUAUUAUUAUUAUUGUUCUUACAUCAUAAAAUUCUUCACUUGUGCUUAUUUUUGUUGUGUUUUUCUUCUUUUGUUCGUGUUCAUUGUUUCGCCCCCCCCCCCACACUCCCAGUUUUUCAACUCGUCAAAUCCAUUCCACGUGAAAUAAAUUAUAUAUCAAUGUCUCAUACAUAUUAUAUAAGGUGCAAUAAGUUGUAUUAUAUUUAAAAAUCCAAAUUUUUUAAAUGUGUCAUUUCUCUACAUCACUUUACCAAACACAAUCCUUAUGUCCACCUCCCCAUCUCUCUCUACCCCUCCACUCCGACGUCCCUUGCAUCGAUUUCGAUUUUGAUAUCAUCCACAUACAAAAAUCCCCCAAAACAAACAAUACACUCGUGUG
This is a messenger RNA of Daphnia pulicaria, 2552 nucleotides long. Its product is annotated as homeobox protein unc-4-like. Bases 478 to 2103 code for a protein of 541 amino acids. Gene Ontology annotation, biological process: regulation of DNA-templated transcription. NCBI's taxonomy places the organism in Eukaryota, Metazoa, Arthropoda, Branchiopoda, Diplostraca, Daphniidae. The record is from RefSeq and is a predicted model, not a curated record. The transcript is spliced from 3 exons. Gene Ontology annotation, molecular function: DNA-binding transcription factor activity, RNA polymerase II-specific; sequence-specific double-stranded DNA binding.